GGAACAACUUAACGUAAUCUUGUAUUGCUGUCAAGUACGAGAAUAUCGUAUCAUUAAUAAUGUCUUCUGUUGGUUUAGCGCUUCUCUCCAUAUUUCUGGCAACCCUUUGGUGGUUCUUCCGUCACCGGAGGGCUGAAGAGUCGUCGAAAAGUGGCCGGAAACUUCCGCCGGGGCCACGUCCGCUUCCUAUCAUCGGAAACCUCCACCAGCUGGGCACUCUCCCGCACCGGAACCUUAACGAGCUGUCAAAAAAAUAUGGCCCCAUAAUGUACUUGAAGCUGGGGAAAGUGCCAGCGGUGGUGGUUUCGUCGCCGGCCGCCGCGGAGCUGAUCCUUAAGACCCACGACGCCGUGUUUGCCAGCCGGCCGAAGAACGACGCGGUGAAAAACAUCGCCGACGGGUCGAAGGGGAUGGCGUUUGCGCCGUACGGGCCUCACUGGCGGGGGAAUAAGAAAUUUGCGACCCAGGAGCUUCUCACCGCGGCGAAGAUCGAGUCGUUCGGGGAUUUGCGGAGGGGGGAGAUGGUAGCGUGGGUGAAGUCGAUAGAGGCGGCAGCCGGCGGCCGGGAGGCGGUGGAUCUCACGGCGGAGGUGGGGAGGUUGAUUGAGAACGUUACAUACAAAAUGCUGUUUGGGACUAGUAACAAUGAUAACCAUGACUUGAAACUCAUCGUUCAAGAGAUUGUGUCGUUGAUCGGAGCUUUCAAUAUUGCAGACUAUCUUCCCUUUCUAAAGCCAUUUGAUCUUCAGGGCUUGAACAAGAGACUUAGGGCACUUGGAAAAUCAGUUGAUAAACUAUUUUUAGAAAUCGUCAAAGAGCAUGAACAAGAUGCAAAAAAUGGUGUACAAAAGAGCAAUAAGGACAUUGUAGAUAUGAUGCUGGCCUCCAUGAAGAACCCUUCAUCGUCCCACAAGCUUGACUUGGCAAGCAUUAAAGCACUUCUCUUCGACAUGAUCGUAGGAUCCGUGGAUACCUCGUACGCAUGGAUCGAGUGGACUCUAGCAGAAAUCAUGAGGAAUCCCAGGGUGAUGAAGCUUCUCCAAGAAGAGCUGGAGAACAAAGUGGGACUGAACCGAAUGGUGGAGGAGAAAGACUUGCCAAACUUGGAAUACUUGGAGAUGGUGAUCAAGGAAAGCUUCAGGCUCCAUCCCGUGGCCACGUUGCUCGUUCCCCGAGAGUCGUUGGAAGAUAUCGAGCUAAACGGGCACUUCAUACCCAAAAAAUCGCGAGUCAUGAUAAACUGUUGGGCAAUCGGGCACGACCCCAGCAUCUGGUCGGACAACGUGGAAGAGUUUUUUCCCGAGAGGUUCAUGAGCAAGAGCGUGGAUAUCCGGGGGCAUGACUUUCAUCUCCUGCCGUUUGGGUACGGGAGGAGGGUAUGUCCCGGAGUGAAUUUGGGAUUGAUUAACGUUAAAUUGAUUGUUGGUCAGUUGAUGCAUUGUUUCAAUUGGGAACUGCCUAAUAAGAUGUCCCCUCACGAGUUGGACAUGACCGAGACAUUUGGUUUGGCAUCUCCAAAAGUGCAGCACUUAGUUGCCGUUCCCUCGUAUCGCUUGCUUUAAUUUGCUGAUUACCUUAUAGUCUCAUGUUACAAUUAAUUUGGUUUCGUUUAUUAUUGUUUAGUCGAAAUAAUUUUCUGUAAUAAUUAAUGGUUUUGUACCUUUCCACAUAAAAUAUGUUGAGACAGAGAAUGAGUGCGUUAUGACA
Messenger RNA from Ipomoea nil (Japanese morning glory), 1707 nucleotides. Its product is annotated as cytochrome P450 CYP736A12-like. The record is from RefSeq and is a predicted model, not a curated record. Bases 60 to 1562 code for a protein of 500 amino acids. The transcript has 2 exons. NCBI's taxonomy places the organism in Eukaryota, Viridiplantae, Streptophyta, Magnoliopsida, Solanales, Convolvulaceae. Gene Ontology annotation, molecular function: heme binding; iron ion binding; monooxygenase activity.